GCCAUUUGAGUUUCGUGAACUUGACUUUGAACUCAUCCAUCUCCACACGUCUGUGCAGCAGACUCUCAGAGAAAGAACUUUGUGAAGAAAAUAUAUUUCUCCAUUUUAUUUUAUUUUUUAGUUCUGUGUGAGAUCUUCGGGUGCCGUCAAGCCCUUUUUUUUCAUUAAAGAGUUUCACUUUUUUCCACUCUCACUGUGCGCGAGUUCUGUGGAGACAUUUUUUCUUUCUCAAAAGAGUUUCAUCAAAAGUGUUUAAAGAAGAAAAUGAAACUAAUUUUGUGUAUUUGUGCCCUCUUGGCCUUUGCCACGGGUCAGAGAAUUACAACAAUACAACUUGAUGGUGUACAGUACUUUGUCAGCCGAAUGAAUCCCUAUUCGCCUGAGCUAAACUACUUCCUGGCCUAUCAGUACUGUCGUUCACUUGGAUUGCAAUUGGCAUCAUUUGAGACAAAGGAAAAGGUGGAAUCAAUGACGCAGUACCUCCAGAAUGCGGGCUACAGCAAAUACGACUUUUGGACAUCCGGGAAUCGUCUUGGAACGGGAAUGUUCCUCUGGAUGAGCACAGGAUUACCAUUUAAUGCUACAUUUGAUUAUUUUGAAAACUCCAGUGAUGGUGUAGCAUCACCCCUUGAGCCAGUAGAUCACAAUCAGAAUACAGCACCACAGAGAACAGCUAGAGACAGUAGUAGCGGUCUCGAGAGAGGAUGUGUGAUCAUGCAGGCACCUAGCCUGCGAUGGGCCCCUGAAGACUGUUCAGCUGUGAAGGAUUUCAUUUGUGAACAAACCAGGUGCUACUACUACAACUACGGGAGCAUUCCUGUAUCCUCGGCUCAGGGGUAAGGAAAACGCGUAGUCGAUCGACGCAGUUAAGUUAAAUAGGUGAGCUAGCCCCCUCCCGCCGCAAAUUCGGAGGGCAUCCUCAAUAAAAAAAAUAAAUAAGAUGAGGAAUGUCCUCCAUUUCGUGCUUCUUCUCCACAUGCACACACGCACACACCCACACACACCGAGAAACUUUACUUUUUAAUUGCAUAUAUUUUUUUUUCUCACUAAUUUUUUUUUACUGCCCCGAUGUUACGCAUAACCAUCCCUCCCGGGCAUCGGGGAUUAACGAAAAGCAAAUUAAAUGAUGAUGCUUAAAAGUGGAGAGAACUAACCAAAUUAAAAAAUAUUUCCGUCAAGCGUAAUCUGGACAAAUAUGGAAGCUACUGUGAAAAAUUAAAAAAUAAAUUAUUUCGAAAGAUUUUCCAGCUAAAACUCUACAAUCUGUAUAAUUACAAUUUUCCACAAAAUUCAGUGAAAUAAGAAGCUGCAAGAGUGCCAUCUGUCGUGGUAAUCGCAAAUGUCUUUUAUUCAAAAUAAUUAACUUUCUAUAAAUUAGAAAUAAUUAUCAUUUACAAAAUUCAUUCUUACAGUCCUCACAGUAGUUUCUUGAAUUGCCAGAUGAUGAAAAUUUAAUGAAAAUUAAAGUCUAAAAAAAUAUUGGUGGCCUGGGGUUAGUCCAACUAAUUUGCUUCUGUUAAUUUCUUAUUAAAAAAAAAUUAAUAGAGCCUAAGUUAAAAAAAUAAUUUAGGGAUUGAACUUGAAUAACAAUAAAAAAAAUUCAUUGCGGGGGCAUUUUUAGACGACCAAUUUCUUCAACGACAACCACAACAACCACGACCACACCUGUGCCCCACUACCUGCCAUCUACCACCUUCAAGAUGCCCCUUGCGAUGACACUCAACCUCCGCAGUGAACCCAAGCACCUCAAUGAGCAUCCCGAUCGUCCUAUUCCCGUUGAGACAGUCACGGAGGAAGCUGAGGAAGCUCAAGAAGAGAGCAGCAGUGCAGGGAAUGACGAACCAUCCGAAGAAGCUGACAAUGAGGAGACCACAGAAGAGCAGGAAGCAACCGAAGAGGUCACCGAGGUGACAACAAAACUCCCCAUUACACCCGUGGAACAGCGCCUCAAGCAAAUCACCGAGGAAAUUGAGAAAUUCAGCAAUGCCGAUGUUGACAGCGAAAUUGGACGACAGAGCUUCUUCUCCCUCUCGGACCUCAUCAAGAAUCUCCGGCCAAAUGACAAAAAGACCCCACAAAUUGACUCAGACUACAGCAAUACAAUGCGCGUGCUGGGCGAUACGAAAUCCCUCAUCAAUGACGACGCUCGGAAACUCAAGGAGGGCACUGUGAAGAUUACACGAUCCCUGUACUAAGAAAAUUCAAGUCUCCACCAAAAUUCUUACGAGAUCAGCAGAAGACUCCUUAAAUAAAGCAUCCCCUUCUUCCUACUUCCUCUGUGUGUGUGUAGACCAUCGAGGAAGAGGACGAAGGAAUCCUCAUGGACUUUUCUGUUGAACUCAAAUCCUUCUUUUUCUUAAAUCUAUUUUGUGGUUGACCUUUCUUACCUCCUUUUAUCCCCCCCCCCCUUUUAGGGUUUCCUGUGAGAAUUUAUAAUUUUAAACUUGACCAAUUUGAUUAAAAAUAAAAUUGGGAAUUACUUUUUACAAACAUUGAAAGAAAAAAAAAUACGAAAAUUUAAUUGUAAUGAAUUGAGGAGGAAUAAAAAUAAUCAAUAAAAGACAAUAUUUGUCACAUUGAGAAUGA
Molecule: messenger RNA, 2586 nt
Organism: Lutzomyia longipalpis
Lineage: Eukaryota; Metazoa; Arthropoda; Insecta; Diptera; Psychodidae
Exons: 3
Coding region: 265-840 (191 amino acids)
Biological process (GO): biological process involved in interspecies interaction between organisms
Cellular component (GO): external side of plasma membrane
Molecular function (GO): carbohydrate binding
Source: RefSeq, a predicted model, not a curated record